Molecule: messenger RNA, 4424 nt
Organism: Protobothrops mucrosquamatus (brown spotted pit viper)
Lineage: Eukaryota; Metazoa; Chordata; Lepidosauria; Squamata; Viperidae
Gene: FARP1
Product: FERM, ARH/RhoGEF and pleckstrin domain protein 1
Exons: 24
Coding region: 1-2940 (979 amino acids)
Cellular component (GO): cytoskeleton
Molecular function (GO): guanyl-nucleotide exchange factor activity
Source: RefSeq, a predicted model, not a curated record
AUGGCUUCGAAAAAGACUGCGCCCUCGAUUGUAAAAUACACAUCUUCGACGGUCCAGACACCUCAGUCAACUUCAAAAACUUCCCACUCGUCACACCCUCCAUCUUCCUCGUCUCCACCGCCUUCUGGACCUAAGCAUGUCAUUCUAAAAUUUGUGGUAAAAUUCUUCCCACCUGAUCAUGCUCAGCUACAAGAAGAAUUAACAAGGUACUUAUUUGCAUUGCAAGUUAAACAGGAUUUAGCACAAGGAAGACUAACCUGUAAUGACACUAGUGCUGCUCUUUUAAUAUCACAUAUUGUACAAUCUGAAAUUGGGGAUUUUGAUGAAACCAUUGAUCAUGAACACUUAGCAAAAAACAAAUAUAUACCUCAACAAGAAGCUUUAGAAGACAAAAUAAUGGAAUUUCAUCAUAAUCAUAUUGGUCAGACACCAGCAGAGUCCGAUUUCCAGCUGCUUGAAAUUGCCCGUCGUUUGGAAAUGUAUGGAAUGCGGUUGCAUCCAGCUAAGGACAGAGAAGGAACUAAGAUCAAUCUAGGAGUGGCUCAUACAGGCAUUCUGGUGUUUCAGGGUUAUACGAAGAUAAAUGCAUUCAACUGGUCUAAAGUUCGGAAACUCAGCUUUAAGAGGAAGCGUUUUCUUAUUAAACUACGGCCAGAUGUAAAUAGUAACUUCCAGGACACAUUGGAAUUUCUAAUGGCUAGUCGGGAUUUGUGCAAGGCGUUUUGGAAAAUUUGUGUAGAACACCAUGCCUUCUUCAGGCUGUUUGAGGAACCCAAACCCAAACCUAAACCUGUUCUUUUUACCAGAGGUUCAUCUUUUAGGUUCAGUGGCCGUACUCAGAAGCAAGUCCUUGACUAUGUUAAAGAAGGAGGACAUAAAAAAGUGCAAUUUGAGAGAAAACACAGCAAGAUCCAUUCUGUUAGGAGUCUGACUCCAAAAUCUACAGAGCAACUUUCUGUGGUGCCAAAACAAAGUUCUAGUUUUACCUAUGGAGAUGGUGCUGAUUCCCUGGUUGUGCAAAGCUGCCAACAGGGAAAGGAAUUAAAAAUUUCAGUGGAAGAUGGUGGACCACACACAAUUCCUUCCCAGAAAAAAAGCUCUAAGGAAGGCCAGGGGAUAGAUGGUACUACAAUGGCAACGAUGGAGGAGGAAGAGGAGGUCGUAAAGGACAGGUCACAGCUCAGCAGAUCUCAGACACAGCAGCCAAGCACAGCAGGCUCUCUUGCUGGCAGCCCUCACCUUUCAGAACUGUCAAUCAAUUCUCAAGGUGGAUCAGCCAUAGCAAAUGCAACUUUGUCUCCUAAUUUGAGUCCUGAUAAUAGGCAAGCUUCUCCAUUGAUCAGUCCCUUGCUGAAUGAUCAAACUGGAGUCCGCGCAGACGAUGAAGAGGAGGUCAGGAGAAAGAGGUUUCCAACUGACAAAGCAUACUUCAUUGCUAAAGAAGUUGCCACUACAGAACGGACUUACCUGAAAGAUCUUGAAGUCAUUACAUCGUGGUUCCAGAGCACAGUAAGUAAAGAUGACUGCAUGCCAGAAGCACUGAAGAGUCUCAUCUUUUCAAACUUUGAACCUUUGCACAAAUUUCACACCAGCUUUCUAAAGGAGGUAGAACAGCGAAUUGCUUUGUGGGAAGGCCGUUCUAAUGCCCACUUGAAAGGAGAUUUCCAAAAAAUUGGAGAUGUUAUGCUAAAGAAUAUUCAGAAUAUGAAGCAACUAACCGUUCAUUUGCGAAAGCAUAGCAAAAUACUGCUAGAACUGGAAAAUGGAAUCAAGAACUCUCGCAGGCUCGAGGCCUUAUGCAGAGACUUUGAGAUGCAGAAAGUCUGCUACCUUCCCCUCAAUAUCUUCCUUCUCAGGCCACUGCAUAGACUGAUGCACUACAAGCAGAUAAUGGAAAGGCUCUGCAAACAUUAUCCACCCAAUCAUGGGGACUUCAGGGACUCCAGAGCUGCUCUGGCAGAAAUUUCAGAGAUGGUGGCCCAGCUCCAUAGCAGUAUGCUAAAAAUGGAAAACUUCCAGAAACUGCAUGAACUGAAAAAGGACUUAAUAGCUAUGGACAAUCUAGUGACUCCAGAAAGAGAAUUUAUUAGGCUGGGUAGUCUCAGCAAACUGUCUGGAAAAGGCUUACAGCAGCGGAUGUUCUUCUUGUUCAAUGAUAUCUUGCUGUACACAAGUCGGGGUCUAACAGCAUCGAAUCAGUUCAAAGUUCAUGGGCAGCUUCCACUGUAUGGCAUGAUGAUAGAAGAGAGUGAAGAAGAAUGGGGGGUUCCUCACUGCUUUACACUGAGAAGUCAACACCAAUCCAUUGUUGUUGCUGCGAGUAACCGCAUUGAAAUGGACAAGUGGACUGAGGACCUUCAGAUGGCCAUUGACUUGGCAGAGAACUGUAAUGAUCCUGCUUCUGAAUUCCAUGGAAAUAGCCCACCUGACACAAAGUCUCCCGAGGAGUCCACUGUAGACCAGGAAUCGGAGGAUGAUCUCAAUGCAUCCCGCACCUCGCUUGAACGUCAAGCUCCUCACCGUGGCAACACUACAGUGCACGUCUGCUGGCACAGAAAUACCAGUGUCUCUAUGGUCGACUUUAGUAUUGCAGUGGAGAACCAACUCUCUGGAAACCUUCUGCGAAAAUUCAAAAACAGCAAUGGGUGGCAGAAGCUUUGGGUGGUGUUCACCAACUUCUGCAUGUUUUUCUACAAAUCUCACCAGGACAAUCAUCCCUUAGCUAGCCUUCCUCUGCUGGGCUAUUCUCUUACCAUUCCUUCUGAAUCUGAGAACAUUAAUAAAGACUAUGUCUUUAAGCUACACUUCAAAUCCCAUGUGUACUAUUUUAGGGCGGAGAGUGAAUAUACAUUUGAAAGGUGGAUGGAGGUAAUCCGAAGUGCCACAGGCCCAGCCUCGCGUGUCCGUGUAUUAAGUCACGAAGAAUCCCAUGUUUAUUGAUGGCUGAACUCCAAAUGGUUCAUUCCAGCAACUGCUGCUUUUUUAGAGGAUAUUUGAAUUUAUUUUCCCCUUUUAAGAUUUAGUAAAACACAAAUCUAUUAAAAAUGUUUUGGAUCAGCUUUUGAAAUAAUGCCUCUACAGGUUUGUUUACUAUUAUCAGCCACGUGAGGGUUUCAUGUCUUGUAUUUGUUCUUUGGAGUGGUUUUUUUAGCUUGUGCCAGUAUUAAAAUAUUGUCCUUGGAGUGCCAAAUGCCAAAAGAUAUUUCUUCGCCUCAAAAAAUUUGCACCAGAAAUAUGUAGACCAAUUUUUGUAGCAACUUAAUUUUUUUUAUACUUCCUUGAAAACCUGAUGCCUCUUCUUUAAUAUACAGACCCUCAAAAUGAGUUUUGGACUGAUUUUUGUUUUGGUUAUUAUUAUCUAUUCACUUCACCACCUCAACAUAAAUCUUCAAGGUAAAGUUCUUUUAUUUUUGAUGUUUCUACACAGUUUGCUUGUAAGAAUUAAAACUGGCAGCCAAAUAUGUAGUUUGUUCAAUUCAUCUCACUUCUGAACGUUGGAAAUAUUUCCUUCCGAUAUUGUCAGAUGGAUUUGCCUGCUUUUUUCUGAUGAAAAUUAAUAUUGAGAUAGAAAAUCAUGCCCGAGAAACAGUUUACGUAUUUUACUCCAUGAAGUACUCGUAACAAUGUCUUAGGAAAUUUAAGAUGGUAUAAUGAUUUGUGUAACAAAAUGUCAAUAUCUGUGUUCUACAAGGAUUGUGGCAUUAAUUUUUUGUCAGAAAAUUGGUGUUUCAAUAAGAACAGGUGCGGGUGCAUCUCUUCAAAGGAAACAUUUGUUUCUGUAAUGUUUUGUCCCAAUAUACUCUGUGCUUCUGCACCUUUAUAAGUGGUACUAUAAAUCCAUUCAUAUUUUGUCUGUACAAAUUUGGAAGCAAUUAGAUAGCCUUAAAUAUGUUCAUUUAAUCAAUGUCCAGCCCGAUUAAGAGUCCAAAACAGCCUUUCUCAACCAUUUUCCCCCUGGAGGAAGCUUUGAAAUAAUUUUCAGGGCUCAGAGAACCCUUGCAUAAAAAUUAUUCUAUCUAAAGCUCACUAUGAUUAGCAGCAUGUAAAAAUUCCCACCUUUGGAAGUGUUGACAUUGCAUGGCACACAAAAUUUAAAACAACAACAACAGUAUUUUGUUAAUAUAAUAAUGACCUUUCAUGGAACCCAAGUUGAGAAAGGCUGUUCUAAAGAUUUGAUUGAGAGUAUAAACUUUCCAGCAAUUGAAAUAGAUUCAUUGUGUAUUAUUAGAUGUAAUAUGAAUCCCACCACAUGUCACACAUUUUAAGAAAAAUGAUUUCUACUGUAUCAAUCUCUUGCUUUAAGAGCAGGUUUGGCAAAUAUAGAGGCUCUGUUGUAUAAACAUGUUUUAAGAUUUGCUUACAGAAAAGGGAAUAAAAUACCUCAACAGCUUUAAACAGUGUAUAUAGCUUUGAGGGUUUCUUGC